AUGCGGCUCCAAGCGGCGCUUUUUUUCGCUGCGUGCGUGUCGCCCGCAGCGGCCAUCUACACCGAUGAGGUCAAUCACAUUGAUUUCCACCACGCGUUGCUCGGCGCCCCCUCCCCCGAUUCGACUUUCUUCCUCAAGCCCUCCACCUCCUCCAAUGCAUCCCUCCUCUACACCGUCUCCGACAAGUCGAUUCUGGGAGCCGUCAACCCCCGUGAUGGCACGUUAGUCUGGCGCCAUGACCUCUCGCGGUCGGCCUCGGGGCCGACAGGCGGAGCGGGCAUUCUGCGUGGCCUCGACGGAAACAACGCUGUUGUGGGAGCGGCAGGAGACUACAUCUCGUCAUGGGGCGCUCAGGAUGGGAAGCUGGUCUGGGAAAACAAGAUUGCUGAGGGUUCGGUCGCGGAUCUUGAGCUUCUGGAAUUGGAAGAUGCCAGUGCGACUGCCAGCGGCCGCGAUACUCUUGCGCUCGUUAGCAAUGGUGCUGGUGUUGUGAGACGUUUGGACGGUGAUACCGGAAAGACGAAGUGGGAAUACAAGGAUGAUGGCGGCGAUACUCCGUUCCAGGUGUCAUCUUCUCCCACUGAGGUCUUCUACAUCUCGCUCCAGUCCGCAAUGUUGAAGGGUUAUAAGAUCAAGGUUACCUCGCUGGAUUCAUUGACUGGUCGCCAGACUAGGCAACACACUUUGAGCUCGGACGCCGACGUCACUGGCCCGGAAUCCGUCCUUUUUGUGGGCGCCAACACCGCAUCGCCCUUGAUUGUCUGGGCAGACAAGUCGCAGAAGUCGCUCAAGGUUAAUGUCAUUGGCUCCAAACAGGUCAACACUGUCUCCAUUGACAACACCUCGGGUCAGGAGAUCCAGCAGAUCACGGUCCACGCCCCUCAUAAACUCAACGCUCUUUCCCACUUUUUGGUCCUGUACCGCACAAAUGCUGGAUCGUGGGCUGAGGUUUACCAUGUGGACUUGAAGUCUGCCACUGUGACCAAGGCCUACCAGCUGCCCUUCGUGUCUGGAGAGUCCGUAGUGGCGACCAGCAGCAUUGACGCCAAUGUUUACUUUACUCGCAUUACGGACUCGGAGGCAAUUGUGGUUUCUUCCGCAUCUCAUGGCAUCCUGGGACGGUGGAACCUCGAGUCGCCAUCUUCUGAACGCGCCUCGGGUGCCGUCGCGGAAGUUGUCGCCAAGGGCUCUUCCAUCGCAGUGCGUUCUGCCAUUCUGCGCCAGUCUGGCGAUUGGGAGCUCAUUAGAAAUGGCCAAAUCGAGUGGAAUCGCCCAGAGGCCCUAGUUGAUGCUGUGGCGGCCGCGUUUGUUGACAGCGAUGCUCAGGAAGACCUGGCACAUGAGCUGGAGAUUGAGGGCCACGACAGCUUGCACGGGGCAUACAUCCAUCGGGUAAAGCGCCACGUGCGGGACCUCCAACACCUGCCGGACUGGCUCAAGGAGCUUCCUAAGCGUAUCCUUGGCAGUAUUUUGGGCGACGAGGUGACCAAUCUGGACAGCUUCGGAGUCGCCAAGCCUGUGAUCGUCGCUACCCGGAAGGGUCGUGUUUAUGCUCUGGACACCGGUAAGCAGGGUGCUGUUAUCUGGAGUGUCCAGGCUGUCGAAACCUCCUCCUGGAAUGUCAAGGCUAUUUUGAUCGAACUUGGCGAGGCGACCAUUUACCCCAGUGAUGGAAGCUCGAUCACACUCGACGUCUCCACGGGGGCUAUCAAGUCACGCUCUGCCCCAAAGGAUAUUAACAUUCAGUCGAUUGCCACCGUUGAGAACCAGGUCCUGGCCAUCCAGGCGGAUGGCACUCCCGCUUCUUCAUUUGACGAUAGCACUGGAUUCUUGGUGACCACCAGCGCAGAUGGCCGUGUUCUCGGCUGGGCUAAGAGUGAUAACAAAGUACCCGUUUGGGAGUUUGUUCCUCCUUCUGGUCAAAAGGUCAUUCAGGCCGUCGCUCGUCCUGCGCACGACCCAGUGGCGUCGAUCGGAAAGGUUCUCGGAAAUCGUUCUGUUCUUUACAAGUAUCUCAACUCUAAUCUGGCGUUGGUGACCGCGGUGGAUCCCAAGGGCCACACUGCCGGCUUCUACCUUUUGGAUGGUGUGUCGGGCAAGGUCCUGCACGAAUCUAUCCAAAUUGGCGUGGAUGCGAACCAACCCAUUGCGUCCACCAUUUCCGAGAACUGGUUCGCCUACUCGUUCUACGCCGAUUCCAACGACGAAUCCGCUGCCAAGGGCUACCAGCUUGUCGUCUCCGAACUCUAUGAGUCCGACAUUCCCAAUGACCGUGGCCCUCUCGGCUCUGCUGGAAACUACUCAAGUAUUCAUGGUGACAGCCUUCCGCUGCCUCACGUUGUCUCACAGUCCUUCGUGAUCGCCGAACCUAUCUCCCACAUGGCCGUCACCCAGACCCGUCAGGGCAUCACUACUCGUCAGCUCCUUUGCACCCUUCCAUCCUCCAACUCCAUCGUCGGUAUCCCUCGUCCGGUUCUGGACCCUCGUCGCCCCGUCGGUCGGGACCCCACCUCCGCUGAGGCGGAAGAGGGUCUGUUCCGCUACGCACCGUUCCUCGACUUUGACGGCAGGUGGUACCUCUCGCACUCCCGCGAUGUCGCAGAUAUCAAGACGGUGCUCUCUCAACCUACGCUCCUGGAGAGUACCAGUCUCAUCUUCGCCUUUGGCGGCGAUGUCUUCGGCACCCGUGCCACGCCUAGCCAGGCAUUCGACGUUCUCGGCAAGAGCUUCUCUAAAUUGCAGCUGGUGUUGACCGUGGUGGCAUUGGCCGUCGGAGUCUCGUUUUUGGCGCCAAUGGCUCGUAAGAAGCAAGUCAACAUGUUGUGGAAGGCCUAA
Molecule: messenger RNA, 2835 nt
Organism: Penicillium cinerascens
Lineage: Eukaryota; Fungi; Ascomycota; Eurotiomycetes; Eurotiales; Aspergillaceae
Exons: 3
Coding region: 1-2835 (944 amino acids)
Biological process (GO): protein folding in endoplasmic reticulum
Cellular component (GO): EMC complex
Molecular function (GO): protein binding
Source: RefSeq, a predicted model, not a curated record